AAAUAAUAUUGUGCACUCAAGUUGAUAACAGUUCAUUACAAGUGUUGAAUUAUAAUUGACCUAAACGUUGUUACUUCGUUGUGAAAAAAUAUUAUUCAAAUGAUCUGAAAGAUUGAAACAAUGUUGAAACUGCUAUCUUGGCGUUCACUGAUGCUAUGGAUUUUCAGUGCAUUAAUUUGUUCUGUAAUAACUGCUCAAGUAAAAAAUGCAGAUCCUUCAGUUAAGGGUGGAUGGCAGCCGUUAUUAACGUACGAUAAUGUGGGCAAAGUUUCACUGCCUAGUAAUUAUCCUGCGUACGUUGUCCCUCAAUUUGAUUCAAAAAGGGCGAGCAGCUAUAAUUAUUUAAAGCCACACCGAAAAUCCAUAGACACAGUCCAUCAGUUGGACUACACACCACCAAGUAUUCUAGGCAGCUUCAGUGUCUUCGGGCACUCGAUGCCAAAGAAUCGUGAAGUGGAUAACAUCAAAAGUCAUUACGAGUCCUCAAAUUCCAAUGAAUAUGAUUUUUUGGUACCUCCACCUCGACAAAAAAUUGAAUCCUAUCAAAAAAUAAAAAUAAACGGAGAUGCCUACAGUGGGCCAUCCCAUUACCGAGACAUCUACACACCUCUGAAUACUCAGUUUACGUUUGUACCGACAGGAUCGGCGUCAUCGAUUGUUAAAAAGCUUCCUGGAGUAAUACCAUCAAGAGAUGAAUUGAGUCAUCAUUCAUUUCGUCAAUACCCAAGUGUUGGUGAAUCACACAAAAUUACCAAUCAAAAGCACUCCUGGAUGCAAAACGUUCGUGAUAAUAUCGAUCAACAUCAGGUAAACUCGUUCAGGCAAUAUCCACUUCAUACUGAUGGUGUUAUCGAUGGUGAUAAUCGAUUCUACACCCAAAUUGGUCAUCCACCAGUUGUUAAAUCGCUGUAUGAAAUUAAAAAUCCAGUCAAGCCCUUGGUUGAUAAUUACAAUGAUUACGUCACGCAUCAUCCGGGGAAUCCCUAUGCUCCGAAAAUCUCGUCAUCUCAGCGUAAUGAAUUUCAACCUUCAUUGAUUAUUCCAAAUAAUCGUCAUGUUGAGCCACACUGGAAUUUUGAUGAUAGUAAUUCAGAGAAUGGUUCCGUAGUUGAUGAUUACUAUAAUAGUCGUAAAAAAAAUACCACUAGCUGGUCACUUUCAACUUUGGACAAUAAAUUCUCGGAGUUAUUACCAAAUAUGAACAAGCCAGUUGAAUUUAAUAGGCCACAUAAAACAACGUCUACUCCCGAGAAUAGAUUGAAACCUCAAAUUUUGAGUGAUAAAAUUCAGCCGAAUGUUCUUAAAAUACGUCACGAAACACCGGAAAGUAUAUCAUUGAAACAUUUUAAUGAACAACAAUUUCUUUUGCAACAACAAUUACUAGAGCGUGAUAGACAGAAGCUGGAACAGAUUCAAAGUUACAAGAAUCCAAUCACCAGCACCAUUAAAUCAACAGGGAGAUAUAAAGAAAUAGAAUCAACUCCUGGAGAAUCGAUCUUUGAUGACGAAUUUCAAGUUUACGAGGCUGUGAAGAUAACGAAUGAAGAAAAAAAUUCACCAGACGGACGAUCGUCAACCCAACAAAAUAAUGAAUAUUACAGUACAAAGCAAGUACAUGAGGUUGCACCGACUAAACAAAGUUUUACGUCUGAUCCAGAUGGAAUUAUUUAUAAAUCAACUGAUGCUGAUGGUUUGAUUGAAAAAAAGAGAAAGGGGAAUCACAGAAUUAUAGUUCAUAAAGAUAAUACACAUGUUCACCCUGACAAAAUUGUUAAUAGUUUCACCGAAUUCGGAAUUACAUCAUCUCCGAAUUUGCAUUUUGAAACAAAACCUAGCUUUACAACUAUUUCAGAGGCAACAACAACAAGAGCCUACGAACCAUCAAUAACUCAGACUAAAGAAUCGACUAUUUCUUCUCAUGACAACGAGACCGAUCCAAUUUUUACAGAUGUAACAACAAAAAAAUCGACAACUGUCAGAACAAAAUCACAAAGUCGAGGUGCGACACGUCGUAGAAGACCGAUAUUGCAAUUCGAGUCUACAUCAUCGGUGGUAUCAGUUCAACCUACUUCGAGCAGUGUCAAGAAUACGCCUGAAGAUCUGAAUAAUUAUCAUUUCAUUGCUACACCAUCGUCCCAUUCAACAUCAAAAACAUUAAUAAAUACUAAUGAUUAUCAUGAUUAUAGAAGUGAAAGUAAACCUUCAACAUUCGAACGAGAGAACAAAGAGAAUUCAAUGAAUUCGGAAGAGCUGAUAACGGUUAUUACACUCGGUCAGGAUCAAGCAAGUGAGGGAGGUACAUUAAUUUCUAAAUCAUCAACUGCUGCAUAUCCUAACAGGACAUCGACUCCAUCUUCAAGUUCUAUAAUGAUGACCAAAUCUCCUGAAGGAAUCACAACACAGGUGGCAGAUAAAAUUCGCAGUACAACACGCGAUUAUUCUUCUUCAAUUUCUCCCCUGGAGCAUCUGUUCAAUUUUACAGAAAUAAAUAAAGACGACACGAGCACACGAAUGUCAGAAUUCACUCCGUCCAUGGGUAAAAACAUGAACACCAAUAUUCCAAAUAUACCCGAACCCGUUGAAAUAAGUACAAGACCGAAUUACAGACUCAGACCCAUGAAAAUGACAAAUAAUACUCGUCCAAGAUUCAGUAUAAAAGAUUACAAGAGUAGAUUGGAUUAUAGAAACCGAAUGAGUCAGGUAUCGACAACGGAGAGUAUUUCAAUAUCAACUCCAUCCAUGAAAACAAAAAGCACUGGCAAGUAUAAAUAUACGCCAAGAUAUUCAUAUACAAAAACAAAAUCCUCCACCCAAAGUUAUUUUCCCAAAAGUACAAAUGCCGUGGAGACAUUAGAAGGAAAGAGAAAUAAAAUUACUGGAUAUCGAUCAAUGAAUACAGGAAUUAAUCGCAACAAAGGUGCCAAUAAUACAACUGAGAUUAACAAUAAUGAGAAUAAUUCGUUGAUUAAUAUCUCUGAGAACGGGAAUAAGUCCAAUACCUCGUCGAUACGUCGAAGGCCUCAACUUAAAACAUCAUCGCAAUUUAAUCACCAGAUAAUUAAGAAGAAUCAGAACAGUACUGAUAGCAUUGUUCGUACCUCGAAAGAUUCAGCAGCACCAAUUGAUCCGAUGGAUACAAAAGGAGAUUUUCCUGAUGAAAAAGAAAUUGUGGUGAUGACAAACACGACAAUCAACAGAGGACAAAUAAAAUCCAAUGAUGCAGUGGAAAAUAUGACAAUAAAUUCAUCAGAUCAAGAAAGGGAUGAUGAGAAAAUUAUUGAUCAAGUGAUCGAGAAAUCCACUCAACAUGCAAGCAUUCAGAGUGAUGAAGAAGCUUUUGCGAGAGCUUCGUUGAGUGUCGCGGAUUUGACAAGUUCAGCUUCUGCUCUUUACAAUAAACCAGGAAUGUUCAAAGCAUUGUCGGUAAUGCCGGUAUUCGAGAGUAACAUUCAUAAAAAAGCACUGUCCCCAAUAAUAGAUGAACCUUCACUUCCCAUUGAAGCCUUUUUUCGAGAAUUGUCCCAUAAAGAGAAAUAGCAUGUAAAUAUUUCAUUUUUCAUGUAAUCGUGAGGAAUGAAUUAUUAGUUGAUAAUUCUACUCUACUAUUGUAAUUAUUCUUGGCAUUUUCUAAUUUAUUUUUUAUACUUUA
Messenger RNA from Fopius arisanus, 3649 nucleotides. RefSeq names its product mucin-3A-like. NCBI's taxonomy places the organism in Eukaryota, Metazoa, Arthropoda, Insecta, Hymenoptera, Braconidae. The coding region runs from base 121 to 3537 and encodes 1138 amino acids. The transcript has 4 exons. The record is from RefSeq and is a predicted model, not a curated record.